This is a messenger RNA of Vitis riparia (riverbank grape), 1016 nucleotides long. RefSeq names its product putative ubiquitin-like-specific protease 1B. Gene Ontology annotation, biological process: protein desumoylation. Lineage: Eukaryota; Viridiplantae; Streptophyta; Magnoliopsida; Vitales; Vitaceae. Bases 9 to 590 code for a protein of 193 amino acids. The record is from RefSeq and is a predicted model, not a curated record. The transcript is spliced from 5 exons. Gene Ontology annotation, cellular component: nucleus. Gene Ontology annotation, molecular function: deSUMOylase activity.
UCUCUCGCAUGAUGAAUAGACAACAAGCACCACCACCUCGCGCACAUUUUUUUGAGCCUUCGUUCUCGGUUGUUCUAAGCAACCUCAAAUCUAAUGCAACCACGCAAGUCAUCCUGGAAAGAUGCGCUAUGUAUCUGGAUCCUGACACAUUGGGCCAUGAUCUUAGUUCAUGUGACAUGAUGUUCAUCCCGGUUUGCGAGAAUAAUCACUGGCACGUGCAUGUUGUUAAUUUUGCAGCUGGAAGAGUUGAGAUACUUUCGUCAUUGCCCCUAAGGCGGGGCAACAACAUCAGUGCUGCAACACGACGAUUAUCAAUGGCACUCCACAAAGCACUGCAUGCAUAUAGAAUCCAUAUGGAUGUGGAUGUCUCAAGUUUUGUGCAUGUCCAACCACACCUUCUCCAACAGCUGAAUGGGUUCGACUGUGGUAUCCUUGCACUAAAGUUCAUGGAAUUUUGGAAUGGGGCGACCUUAACUACUUCAGUGGCAGUGGACAAGACGAACAUGUACAGACUCCAGCUAGUGCUGCAACUAGUGCUCAAUGAACGCAACAGUGUCAGAGAUACAAUUAUGGCCGCAUGUCAUUUGUGACUUCAUAGUUCAUGAUAAGUUUCUUCCUAUCUGCUGCUACGUACCAAAAUGACCAAGGGUUGAUUGUAGUUUGUCCAAAAAUUUAUUAAUUCAUAUCAUGUUGUGUGCUGAUGUGAUUUGUUCCACUUGUAACAGUGGCAGUUGGGUUAUGCUGAAUAUGAGGACUUUAUGUACAAGAAUGACCAACGUGUAAGGGAAAAGAAGAGUACCUGCUAAUGCUACUGCUGGAGCAUAUGGGAUGCAGUAACCGCAAUGUAAUAGGGCUGUUCAUUUUUCCUUCAAUAUUGUAAAGGAAGGGAGUAGGAACAUGGACAACACUCAGUAUUUGUUCUUUUAUUAUAGUUAAUGGUGUUGGUCAGUGUUGUAUUGGCGACUGAUUGGACAACAACUGUGAUUGUAAGAUGUGAUCCAAAGUGAUAGGUUUAU